This is a messenger RNA of Westerdykella ornata, 852 nucleotides long. Its product is annotated as aquaporin-like protein. The transcript is spliced from 3 exons. The coding region runs from base 1 to 852 and encodes 283 amino acids. The record is from RefSeq and is a predicted model, not a curated record. Gene Ontology annotation, biological process: transmembrane transport. Gene Ontology annotation, molecular function: water channel activity. Lineage: Eukaryota; Fungi; Ascomycota; Dothideomycetes; Pleosporales; Sporormiaceae. Gene Ontology annotation, cellular component: plasma membrane.
AUGCCCUCCCUCCAUUCCCACUCUUCCACGACCCACGACAAGAAACCACACCACUUCCACCGACCCCCGCCACCCACACACCUCACCCCCCUCCAGAAACACCUCAUCGCCGCCUCGGGCGAAUUCGUCGGCACCUUCCUGUUCCUGUACUUUGCGUACGCGGCCAACGUGAUGCUCGCGACGCAGGCGGGCGAGCGAUCGAUCGCCAACGGGGGCACGAGCGACCAGACGAACAUCUUCCUGGCGCUCGUGUAUGGGUUCAGUUUGUUGGUGAAUGUGUGGGCGUUUUAUCGGAUUAGUGGGGGGUUGUUGAAUCCCGCAGUAACACUCGGCAUGGUCCUCGCCGGCACCCUCCCCGCCCUCCGCGCCCUCUUCCUCUUCCCCGCCCAGCUCCUCGCCAGCAUGGUCGCCGGCGGCCUCGUCUCGUGCAUGUUCCCGGGGAACAUUGGCGCCGCCAACACGCGGCUCGGGUCCGGGACGAGCGUCGCCCAGGGCCUGUUCAUCGAGAUGUUCAUGACGGCCUUGUUGGUGUUUGUCGUGCUCAUGCUCGCGGCCGAGAAGAGCAAGGACACGUUCAUUGCGCCCGUGGGGAUUGGGUUGGCGCUGUUUGUGGCCAUGAUGGCGGGAGUCAACUACACAGGCGGCUCGCUCAACCCGGCCCGCUCCUUCGGCUGCGCCGUCGCGGCCGCCAGUUUCCCCAGCCACCACUGGAUCUACUGGCUCGGGCCGUUUCUGGGAGGCGCGCUGGCGGCGGCGUAUUUCCGGUUCGUCAAGUGGACGCAUUACGAGGAGGUGAAUCCGGGGCAGGAUGAGGAGAGGGGGGAGGAGGAGGGGAGGAGAGGUGAAGUAUGA